Erigeron canadensis is the source of this 1301-nucleotide messenger RNA. RefSeq names its product F-box/kelch-repeat protein At3g23880-like. The transcript is spliced from 2 exons. NCBI's taxonomy places the organism in Eukaryota, Viridiplantae, Streptophyta, Magnoliopsida, Asterales, Asteraceae. The coding region runs from base 100 to 1251 and encodes 383 amino acids. Gene Ontology annotation, molecular function: protein binding. The record is from RefSeq and is a predicted model, not a curated record.
CGUUCCUUCCGCACAAGUCACAACCGCAUUGAUCACCUAAAAUCCAAACGGGUCGAUAUAUUGCCAAUUUUCCCUUCCUUCAUUCCUUAUUCUUUCUGAAUGGCAGAUCAUCUAUGUGAAGAAUUGACUGAUGAAAUCUUUCUAAGAUUACCCAUCAAAUCCCUCCUCCGAUUUAGAUGUCUCUCCAAGUAUUGGUUUUCUCGUAUUGCUAGCCCCGAUUUCAUACGGACCCACAAACUUCGAUCCGUGAACACUCCGUGGAAACUCCUCGUCAAGUACCAUCAUUGGUUUUAUCGUGGCACAGACAUUUAUUCAUUGUUUUCGGAAAACAAAUUAUCAUUGGAUUAUCGAACAGCUGAUCAGAGCACGAAUGUAGCAAAACUUGAUCUCCCGACGCCCAUAGAUUUUGAAAUCGUUGGUUCAUGUAAUGGAGUUUUCUGUGUGGUGGACAAAGAAAAAAAAUUUAGUUUAUGGAACCCUUCAAUUGGGCGCAAACUAACUAUACCUGUACCCCUAAAUUAUAUAGAAAAAGGACAUGAUCUUGCACUAGGUUUUGGGGUCGACCCAGUCACCGAUGAUUACAAGAUUGUGAUAAUUUCAUACUUGAAAACAGAUCCAUUGGUUUACUCUAUGAAGACAGACACUUGGUCUCUCAUUAAUUCCCCUACCAUGAUGCUAAAAAAUGUUUUGUCAAGGCGGGCGUGUCUGGUCAACGGAACAUUGUAUUGGGUGAUUAAACGUAAUCCAAACGGAAUAUGUAUAAUGACAUUUGAUUUGAGUACAUAUGUUUGUGGCACAGUUGAGUUCCCGGAACCAUGGUGUGAUAGAAGAAAACUAAUGAUGGUCGUCAAAGAUUCGUUAGCUUUGGUUUAUAGAAAAUCUUGGAAUGACUGGAUUUGGGUGAGAAGACACGGAAAUAAUAAUAUUGCUUUUAGGUCUAUGGUUUUUAGAUUGCUAAUUGAUCAACGAGUAGGUGGAGUUUUGGGACUGACCGAUGGUGAUUUCUUGCUCCAAAAAUACAAAUUGGGGCUCAGUGUUUAUAAUGCAGAAAGAGGAAAAGAGAGCCCAUUUCCGGCACCCUGUUAUAUUUCUGAAGGUAUCAUUGACAUGGAAACAUAUGCCGAAAGCCUUGUAUUGCUAGAUAGAGGAGUUGUUGCAAAGGGAAACCAACAAUCGUGUGAUGUAGAAGCAAAAACAAAUGGCAAAAAAAGAAGACGACCGAUGUCCCAGUUUUUAGAUACGUCAGUUUGAUCUUGUACUUGAUUACAGUUUUCCUAUAAUUCAUGAGAUCUCUUUCAAUU